This is a messenger RNA of Macadamia integrifolia, 1697 nucleotides long. Its product is annotated as ankyrin repeat-containing protein At5g02620-like. Gene Ontology annotation, molecular function: protein phosphatase 1 binding; protein phosphatase regulator activity. The record is from RefSeq and is a predicted model, not a curated record. Bases 20 to 1339 code for a protein of 439 amino acids. Lineage: Eukaryota; Viridiplantae; Streptophyta; Magnoliopsida; Proteales; Proteaceae. Gene Ontology annotation, cellular component: plasma membrane. The transcript has 3 exons.
AGGAGUAGAAAUAUAGUGGAUGACCUUAGGGCUUAGGCACUUAUUUUGGCAUCAUAGAGAGGUGUUGAAGGAGCUUUUGAAUGCUUUCCCCCCGUUGGCCAUGACCACUGAUUCAUCCAACACUACAGCUUUACACACAGCUGCUACUCAAGGCCAUAUUGAUGUUGUCAAUCUCCUUUUGGAGACUGACUCAAAUCUUGCUAAGAUAGCCCGAAACAAUGGUAAAACAGCUCUCCACUCUGCUGCGAGGAUGGGACAUUUGGAAGUUGUGAAAUCCCUAAUAAGCAAGGAUCCAAGUACUUGUUUUAGGACUGAUAAGAAGGCCCAAACUGCAUUGCACAUGGCAGUGAAGGGAACCAAGAUAGACAUUGUGCUUGAAUUGCUUAAACCUGAUCCUUCAGUCAUUAUGUUGGAAGAUAACAAAGGGAACACGGCAUUGCAUAUUGCAACAAGGAAGGGCCGCAUACAGAUAAUAUGCUGUUUAUUAUCAGUUGAGGGUAUCAAUGUCAGUGGAAUCAACAAGGAUGGACAAACCCCACUAGAUAUUGCAGAGAAAUGUGACAGUGUGGAGACUCUGGAGAUUGCCUCAGUUCUAAAGGAAGCAGGGGCUACAAGAUCUAAGGACAUGGUAAAUCCUUCAAAUCCAGCAAAACAACUGAAGCAGACUGUUAGUGACAUAAAGCAUGAUGUGCAGUCCCAACUCCAACAGACCCGUCAAACUAAGGCUCAGGUUCAGAAGAUACAAAAAAAUCUGAAGAGGCUUCACUCAAGUGGCCUUAAUAAUGCAAUAAACUCUGCCACUGUUGUUGCCAUUCUAAUUGCAACGGUUGCUUUUGCUGCCAUCUUCAUUGUUCCUGGACAGUAUGUUCAGGCAAAUGCAAGUGGCAUCUCUCUUGGGCAAGCAAAUAUUGCAAAUAAGGCAGCAUUCCUUAUAUUCUUUGUUUGCGAUGCCAUGGCCCUGUUCAUCUCCUUGGCUGUUGUUGUGGUGCAGACUUCUAUAGUUGUAAUUGAGCAGAAAGCAAAGCAGCAGCUCAUGUUUGUCAUUAACAAGAUCAUGUGGCUGGCUUGCCUCUUCAUAUCAGCAGCCUUCAUUUCUCUCACGUAUGUCGUGGUGGGUCGGCAUGCACAGUGGCUCGCUGUGUACACCACAGUGGUUGGUGGCACGAUAAUGCUGACUACUGUUGGUUCCAUGUGCUACUGUGUUGUCAUGCACAGGAUUGAGGAGUCAAAUAUGAGGAAUAUAAGGAGAGCGUCAGGCAGCAGAUCACAUUCAUUCUCUGUGUCUAUGGUUUCUGAGUCUGAGCUGCUGAACGAGUAUAAAAGGAUGUAUGCAGUUUAGUAGUGGGGUAGUUUGGAGGUGUGUGUAAAGCCCCUGUGAAGAUCAUUUUAGCUCCUUCAAAACUGUUGCUGCUUCCGCUCUAGCAAAAUUAUGGUUCAGCCAGUUAACUUGAGAGCGAAUAUGAAGAGAACAACAUUUCACAUGUACUACUAUGGUCCUGCAGCUCCAGGAAAUGACAAUUGAGUAUACUCUUCUUGGUUAUGUGUUUUGAAAAUUACAAGAAUUGGAAUAACAGUUGCCCCAUUUAUUGUCCUUUUCAUUUUUCUACUUGUAUAAAAGAAGCCAGCUUCGAGUCAGAAGCACUUGAUCAACUGCAUUGUGUUUCAGUAACAUCACUUAAAUCAGAUUUGUUGGUGUA